AUGGCCGAAGUAGAAGAACCAUUCAAAAAUAAGCGUAAGGCAACGCCGGAACCCCCCGACGAGGACGUUGCCGGCAAGCGCAUGAGACUCGGGGAUGGGCACAACCACGCAUCGUCAAGCGACGGCAUCAAUACCCACGUAAAGGGACCUCAUGGUGACGCCACGCCAACCGAUAACGAGCGACGCAAGGCACCUGAAGAUUUGUCCUCUGCAACAGCACCGACACACCACGUGGAACCAGAGCAAGAGAUUCGGCGCGCGCCAGAGGCACGGAGGGCAUCUAUGGGAGGCGGACCUCCGGGCCGGCGAAGCAUCAGCCUGGAAGAGAAGAAGCGAGGGCAGCGGCUGUUUGGAGGCCUGGUCAGCGCGCUGAGCCGGAGUUCGUCGGGGACGCAGCAGCAAAAGAGGCUUGAGAUUGAGCGGCGACAGCACGAGAAGUCGCAGCAACGACGUGCUGAGGAUGAGAAGCGCAGGAUCGAGAAGCUGGAGCAGUUGAAGCGGACGCGCAAGAUUGAGCAAGUCAAACUCGAUGAGCAGGUGUAUUAUCUUCCGUGGGAGCUCACCAAGGAGCAAGAAGACAUCAUUAGCGACCAAGUCCGCGCCGUCGAAGAGCUUAUUGAUCGAGAAACGCGCGACUUUAAGGAGCGUAAAGAGCAGCGUCUCAGGGCACUGGGCGUUUCCCCGCCGCCGAGAUCUCCAUCGCCUCCUCCGCGACAGUUGAAGCAGCGACCUGAGCCGGCGCCAGAGACUAAGCGUGAGUCACAACCCGAGACAGUACCAAACUCAGGGGCCGAAGAAGCCACGGUUGGUGAGCCCAAACCUGAGCCGCGAGAUACCAACCCGGAUGCUGUGUCGCCUACGCCAUCGAAAGCGCGGAACCCCCACCAUGACAAAGAUCACGACGAGAAUGGGGAUGAGAUGAUGCAGGAUGAGGAGGACACAGUCAUAUACUAACCCGGUCUUCAUUCCAUCGGUUCCUAUUCUGCGACCUUGUCUAGGAUGUAAGUUCGACGGUGAAGCUUGUAUAAUGCCCUCUUCCCCCUGUGCCUUGCACGUGUGGGAUGUCGUGGCUACUCAGGGGUUAUUUAUGGAGGGCUCGACACGGACUAUACCGCGAGAAGAGCUAUGUGGGUCCCGAGGUAAGCCGUCAUGGACCGGGAUUCGGGGCCUAGCGGGAUUGAGGAUGUGGGCCUGGAGUCGGUGGUGCUGGGCACUCCGUUUGCCGCGGCACCGGGGCUGCUUCUCAGUGAUCACAUAAUCCGAAAAAGACCUGGGGAGUUAUGACCGUUGUAUGCAGUGGUAGAACGACUCUUUGGGGCAAUG
This is a messenger RNA of Parathielavia appendiculata, 1323 nucleotides long. RefSeq lists its product as uncharacterized. Lineage: Eukaryota; Fungi; Ascomycota; Sordariomycetes; Sordariales; Chaetomiaceae. Bases 1 to 954 code for a protein of 317 amino acids. The record is from RefSeq and is a predicted model, not a curated record. The transcript has 2 exons.